Messenger RNA from Manduca sexta (tobacco hornworm), 1873 nucleotides. RefSeq names its product phospholipase B1, membrane-associated. Gene Ontology annotation, biological process: phospholipid metabolic process. The transcript is spliced from 7 exons. The coding region runs from base 170 to 1378 and encodes 402 amino acids. Gene Ontology annotation, molecular function: glycerophospholipase activity. Lineage: Eukaryota; Metazoa; Arthropoda; Insecta; Lepidoptera; Sphingidae. The record is from RefSeq and is a predicted model, not a curated record.
UGCAAUAUGAGGCGCGCGAGCCACCGCCGCGCAUGCGCGCACAUUUUCCCGCCAAACUCGCGCCGCGUCCAGUCGCGUUAAAAAAAAGUUACACAAAUUAAAAAAUGGCAUAUUUUUGAAUUGAUGGUGUUUGUGGAAUUGUGUGGUGUAUCGUGAUGCGUCCGCGAAGAUGUGGCUGGCGCUCGGUCAACUGUUGCUGUUGACUGAAUUAAUUACUGCUAAUAAUUUCACCUUUUUUGACGAUGUGUGGAGAAUCCGCUACCCCAUGCGAAGAUCGCACGUCCGUCGUCAGAGAGCCAUACCACCGUCCACCCCAUUCCCAUGCCAGGACGCGAUCCCGUGGGGUAGGAGCAAGAGUCGCCCCACCUCGGUGCACCGUCUGCGACCUGGUGACAUAGACGUGGUGGCAGCGAUUGGAGAUUCGCUGGUAGCGGGCAGCGGAGCACUGGAGGAGUUCGCGCUUGGAGCCUUUGUGGAGUACCGGGGAGUCUCCUGGUGCAUGGGCGGGGAUGCAUCAUGGCGCGAGUUCCUGACAUUGCCCAACAUCCUGAAGGAGUUCAAUCCAGACCUGCAGGGAUACUCUACAGGCACAGGCGAGUGGGUGACCAGGAACUCCAGGCUCAACGUAGCUUUUCCAGUCGCCUCCGAUGAAGAUGCUCUUAAACAAGCCAAGAUAGUGGUAGCCCGAAUGCGAGCUUCUCCCGACAUCGACAUUUCCCGUGACUGGAAAAUGGUCACUGUCUUCAUCGGCGCCAACGACAUCUGCUCCGCAGCAUGUCACAACCCUGUCUCCUGGUCCCCCGCGGCGCAUGCGAGGAAGCUCGCGAAGGCCCUGGACUACCUCCACGAGCAUCUUCCCAGGACCAUUGUGAAUCUGGUGCCGGUGUUAGAUGUGUCAGUAUCGGUCCGCGUGCUGCGUCCGAUGAUGUGUCGCCUGAUGCACUCGCUGUUCUGCUCGUGCUUCCACCAGGGCGGGAACGAGCUCGAGGACAUCGUGCGCAUGUCACGACUCUAUCAGAAGGCUGAGAUGAUGCUGGUGGAGAGCGGUCGGUACGACACCCGGCCCGACUUCACGGUGGUGUUGCAGCCGUUCAUGCGUCUGUUCAACGCGCCGUUCCCCCCCACCCCCCCACUGCCGCUGGUCAUCCACCAGUCCUACAUCACCCACGACUGCUUCCACUUCUCGCAGAAGGGACACGCGCUCGCUGCAAACCUCCUGUGGAACAACCUGUUGGAGCCGGUGGGCAACAAGUCAGACAACGUCCCUCCGGUGCUGAUGAGGUCGUUCCGCUGUCCCUCACCGGAGGCACCCUUCAUCUUCACCCACAACAACUCCAGGCAGUUCCUCCUCACUGGAGUCCAGGAGGGAGCAUUAUGACAUAUAGAGGAUGUCUAGUUUAAUGUAAUUGAAGAUCGGUUGAAGCAGCAAAUCGUUACUUGACAUUUUUGAAGUGAGCUAUUAAUGCCACCUUAAAAUUACUUAAGGGGCCGUUCAAGUAUUACGUAAUUCAAUUUUUUUUGGAUUUUUGCGUUACGUAAUGCUUGAACGGCCCCUAAGCUACAACAUUUAAAAUCAAGAAUAUAGUAAAUAGAUAAAAUACUAUGUUUGUAGAUAAAAAACAUAUUUAUUCUUAACUUGUAAUUGAAAAACUGCUUUUUAAUUUUUUUUUGUAGACACUUUAGAACUGGUGUCUCUGUCAACGCCGUUGACUGAAAUGUAUUCGUGAAUAUGUAAACUAUUUUAAUAUUAUUUGUAAGUAGUUAGUUAGUGCCAUCUGUUCAGUGCGUUACCAAAUGAAUGUACAUAAACAAAGAUAGUCAAUAUUUCUGUAAACUUGUAAGAAUGGGUUACUAUAUUAAAGUAUUGUAAUUU